UCUAGUAGCGCCCAAGAAUAAGCUUAGGCUAGGAAAUUUGGGACUCCACUGGCGGACACCAACCAGAUGUUUCUUCGAGGCAGAUCGGUCUGGGAGCGCGACCGGAGCAGGCAUGACGAUGUCUUGCCCCUUGAGACAAUUGGUGUUGAGGCUGUGUCGUAGUGCACGGAUAAUGUUAGGGGCGCUUGUGAGGCCAGCAUUUCGUGGCCAAUCAGCGCAGUAUGUGCAAUCCUUACCGAGCUCUUCCGGGUUCCUGGUUUCACCCUCACACAUAUUCCUUGAACCCCGUUGUACGCGCCACUGUCGUCUCAAGGCAGUUGAGCCACUGCGGCAAUCACCAUCGAUGGGCUUUUUAGUCAUUGUAAAUCUCCGCUAUCGUUCUUUUGGUGCCAGCACGAAGCUGUCAGGCGUUCUUGGCUUCUCAAUUGAGAUGUCGAACUCGGUUCCUGAAGGUCCUCGUCGCCUAACCUUGCGCUGUAUCACCGCCAAUCAGGUAUUCUGGAAGCAUUCAACCAUCUCUACAAAGGCUAUGCGCUGGUAUUCUAGAGCUCCGGAGGGUGUCGAGAUGGUCAACGUGUGUUGGUGAAGAAUCAUGACGCGCUCAGGACACGAGAUCGUGGCUGCUGUUGAGCGCACGGACGUAACUGCCACCCAUUGUUCCUUCAUCGACCAACUUCAGGCCUCACACCCGCCUCUCCUUCGUACGUCUCAGUCGUGCACUCGUCUCGAAUUUCAACCCUAGAGCAGGAGAUCUUCGACAGCCCAAAUAAGCAACAUGCAGUUCGCACACAUCUCGCUGCCGGUAAUUGAGCGCUGCCGCUUGAGUG
Molecule: messenger RNA, 827 nt
Organism: Macroventuria anomochaeta
Lineage: Eukaryota; Fungi; Ascomycota; Dothideomycetes; Pleosporales; Didymellaceae
Exons: 1
Coding region: 113-586 (157 amino acids)
Source: RefSeq, a predicted model, not a curated record